AUGGCCUCGGAUAGCGGGCUCCCACCAGGGGCCGGCGGCGUCUUUGGAGAGUUACCCCCGAGCUACGCGCGCUCCCGGCCGCCCGCCGCAGCCGCCGACGCGCUCCGGAGACCCAGCGGUUACUGCCAUGCCGCUUUCGCACUUAAACACAUCUCAAAGGGGAAGGCGGUAGGUCAAAAAGCCCCCCUGUGGAUCCGUGCCAGGUUCCAGGCCCUCCUGUUCUCUCUGGGCUGCCACAUCCAGAGGCACUGCGGGAAGGUACUCUUUAUCGGACUCUUGGUGUUCGGCGCCCUCUCGGUGGGACUCCGAGUCGCCGCCAUCGAGACGGACAUUGAACAGCUGUGGGUGGAAGCUGGUAGUCGGGUGAGCCGGGAGCUGCGCUACACCAGGGAGAAGCAAGGCGAGGAGUCCAUAUUUACCUCCCAGAUGCUCAUCCAGACCCCCAAAGAAGAAGGCACCAACAUUCUUACCCAGGAAGCUUUACUGGUGCACAUGGAGGCUGCACUGUCUGCCAGCAAGGUGCAGGUGUCACUCUUUGGAAAGUCGUGGGAUCUCAAUAAAAUAUGCUAUAAAUCUGGAGUCCCCAUCAUUGAAAAUGUCAUGAUUGAAAGGAUGAUUGACAAGCUAUUUCCUUGCAUGAUAAUCACCCCUUUGGACUGUUUUUGGGAAGGGGCCAAGCUACAGGGAGGGUCCGCCUAUUUACCGGGUAUGCCAGACAUCCAGUGGAUGAAUCUGGAUCCAGUCAAGCUCAUGGAGGAACUGAGUCAGUUCACGUCCCUGGAAGGAUUUAAGGAGAUGUUGGACAAAGCCCAGGUGGGCCACGCCUACAUGAACCGGCCUUGUCUGGACCCGUCAGAUCCUGACUGCCCUCUCAGUGCUCCCAACAAAGAGCAGUUGGAGUCUCCUGACAUCGCCGGACGCCUCCGAGGCGGUUGCCACGGUUUUAGCCGGAAGUUUAUGCACUGGCAGGAGGAGCUGAUCCUUGGGGGGCGCGUGAAGAACACCCAGGACGCUCUCAUGAGCGCCGAGGCGCUUCAAAGCAUGUUCCUGUUGAUGAGCCCAAAGCAGCUCUACGAGCACUUUAAAGACGACUAUGAGAUCCACGACAUCAACUGGAAUGAAGAAAAGGCUACUGCCAUCCUGGAGUCGUGGCAACGGAGAUUUGUGGAGGUGGUCCACCAGAGUAUCCCGUCUAAUUCCAGCCAGUCGAUCCACGCCUUCUCCACCACCACACUCAACGACAUCAUGAAGUCCUUCUCCGAUGUCAGCGUCUUACGGGUAGCCGGAGGCUACCUGCUCAUGCUGGCGUACGCCUGCGUGACCAUGCUGAGGUGGGACUGCGCCAAGUCGCAGGGGGCCGUGGGACUGGCCGGCGUGCUGCUGGUGGCUCUGUCGGUCGCUGCGGGGCUGGGUCUCUGCUCCCUGCUGGGACUCUCCUUCAACGCCGCCACUACUCAGGUGCUUCCCUUCCUGGCACUUGGAAUCGGAGUGGAUGACAUGUUUCUUUUGGCUCACUCCUUCACAGAGGCCGGGAGUCACAUUCCCUUUAAGGAGCGGACCGGAGACUGCUUACGUCGCACGGGCACCAGCGUGGCUCUGACUUCCGUCAACAACAUGAUUGCCUUUUUCAUGGCGGCUCUCGUGCCCAUCCCGGCCCUGCGAGCGUUCUCCUUGCAGGCGGCCAUCGUGGUGGUGUUCAACUUCGCCAUGGUGCUGCUCAUCUUCCCCGCCAUCCUCAGUUUAGACCUCCACCGGCGCGAGGACAAGCGCUUGGACGUCCUGUGCUGCCUGUACAGCCCUUGCGCCGACCGGGUCAUCCGCCUGUCCCCGCACGAGCUGUCGGACGCCCCCGAGCAGAGCCGGGCGCCGGCCUCGCACCCGUUCGCCACGGGCUCCACCAUCACCACCAGCACGCAGAUCACCACCACGGUGCAAGCGUUCACGCAGUGCGACGCCGCCGGGCAGCACAUCGUCACCAUCCUGCCGCCAACCUCUCAAAUCUCCACCAGCCCGACAUCCGUCAUUCUGUGUCCACCCGCUUCACAAGCGAUCACGCCUACACCCGGCACCCCCGUGCAGGAUCCCUACGGCUCGCAGCUCUUCACCCCGACCUCCAGCUCUACCCGGGACUUGCUAGCUCAGGUGGAGGACUCCAAGUUGGGCAAGAAGUGCGUCCCGCUCCCGUUCCUCCGCUGGAACCUGUCCCACUUUGCCAGGGAGAAAUACGCCCCGCUCCUCCUCAAGCCCCAAAGCAAAGCCAUGGUGGUCAUCCUCUUCCUGGGCCUCCUGGGCCUCAGCUUGUACGGGACCACCACGGUGCACGACGGCCUCUACCUGACUGACAUUGUACCACGCGACACCAAGGAGUACGACUUCAUCGACGCCCAGUUCAAAUACUUUUCCUUCUACAACAUGUAUCUGGUCACCAUGGACGGAUUCGAUUACGCCCGCUCGCAGCGACUUCUGAUCCAGCUACACAACGCCUUCAACUCUGUCGGAUCCGUGGUCCGAGACAGUGACGGCAAAUUGCCCCGCAUGUGGCUGCACUACUUCCAGGACUGGCUCAGAGGUCUUCAGGCUGCUUUUGACGCAGACUGGCUGGCGGGGAGGAUCACCUCGGACAGCUACAGGAACGGCACGGAGGACGGCGCCCUGGCGUACAAGCUCCUCAUCCAAACGGGCUCCAAGAAAGAGCCUUUCGACUACAGCCAACUGACUUCUCGCCGGCUGGUGGAUGCCGAGGGUCUCAUCCCCCCCGAGGUGUUCUAUAUCUACUUGACGGUGUGGGUCAGUAACGACCCGCUGGGCUACGCCGCCUCCCAGGCCAACUUUGAUCCGCAUCCCAGAGAGUGGAUCCACGACAAGUACGACACCACGGGGGAGAAUCUGCGCAUUCCGGCAGCGGAGCCCCUGGAGUUCGCUCAGUUCCCGUAUUACCUAAACGGGCUGCGGCAAGCCGGCGACUUUGUGGAGGCCAUCGAGAGCGUGAGGGCCAUCUGCGACGAGUUCAGCCGCAAGGGCGUGUUCAACUACCCCAACGGGUACCCUUUCCUCUUCUGGGAGCAGUACAUCGGCCUCAGGCAUUGGUUCCUCCUGGCCAUUAGCGUGGUGCUAGCGUGCACCUUCCUGGUUUGCGCUCUGCUCCUGCUCAACCCGUGGACCGCCGGCAUCAUUGUGUUUAUCCUGGCCAUGAUGACGGUGGAGCUUUUCGGCAUCAUGGGUUUGAUCGGCAUCAAGCUGAGCGCCAUCCCCGUGGUCAUCCUUAUCGCCUCGGUGGGCAUCGGAGUGGAGUUCACCGUUCACAUUGCGCUGGGCUUCCUGACAGCCAUUGGCAGCAGAAACAAGCGCUCGGCCGUGGCUCUGGAGCACAUGUUUGCCCCGGUGGUCGACGGCGCCGUUUCCACCCUGCUGGGCGUUCUCAUGCUGGCGGGCUCCGAGUUUGACUUCAUCAUGAGGUAUUUCUUUGCCGUGUUGGCCAUCCUGACCGUGUUGGGAAUGCUCAACGGCUUGGUCCUGCUCCCGGUCCUCCUCUCCAUGCUGGGCCCCCCCGCCGAGCUGGCCGCGUCCGACGGCCGCCGCCGACCGGCGCCUUCGCCCGAUCCACCUCUCCCUCCGCCCAUGGCUCAUCACGGUUACUUGGCGGACCACCGCGACCCCCGCCGGGCUUUCUCCGAGACAUCCGAUUCGGAAUACUACUCCGAGAUGACGAGCACGUCGGGGAUGGGCGAGGAGGAUUAUAAGUGCUGCGACCGCAGCGCGUACAGCGUGCCGCCUGCGACCUCGCACAUUCUGCUGGAAGCCAGCAAGAAUCCCAGCUUCCCCAAACUCACGGUGGUGAGGCCGCUGAAGGAAAGCAGAGGACGGACAGAACCGUCCAGUGACUCUACACGCAACGCUCAGUCUCUGAACUCGCAGGUGACAUGCUGGGAUGGAUCCAAGCGGGAGCAGCAGCAGCAGCAGCAGCCGGGACAGCAAAAUGGGCCUGGUCGGACUUACCAGAGCGGCCCCAGAGGGCCUCGGCCAAACAGGACUAAAGGGCCCAGCAGCUACAGCAGUUCCACAGCAGGGGGGCCCGUCACCAUGGUGACGGCCACGGCCUCCGUGACGGUGGCGGUGCACCCGACCCUGCCCGGAGCGGCCUACCAGGGCUACAUGCACGAAGGCUUCGACACGGACACCGAGUCGGACUGCUUCGAGGCCACUAAGAGGACUACGUUUUCCUCGUACAAGAGAGACUCUUUAGCGCUCCGGGACGUGGACUGUCCACCGGAUCAGAUGACGCAACCGACCAGACAAGGCGGGUCGAGGAUCCAGACGGCCAGAGUGCUAGACCCGUUCUCUGGAAACUCCACAUAGUGGCCACAUAGGAUUUAUUUGAAGGACAUGAUGUAACUCUAUGAGUAUCUAUUUUAAAUACUAAAAAAAGAGGGAAGCUAUUUAAAAGAGUACUGUAUAACUUUGGGUAUACUCAUGUAAAAGUUUUUGUGUUGUUUUUGUGGAGGGGAAGUUUUGUUUUGUUUUCAUGACACCCCCCGCAGCAUAGUGUAUAGAAUGAGAAGAAGAAUGUGCUAUAUGUCGAAAAAUGUCCACACAGAGUGAGAUCCUAUUAAGAUAUUAGGCUAUUGAACAUACAUGGUCAGUGUUUUAUUUCUAUUGGUAUUAUUAUGUUGGGUUUUUCUGCUGCUACACAAAGUCAUUUGAAGUGAUUUGCCUUAAAAAAAAAUGCAGUAGCCCCUCUUCCUCCCCCUUAAAGCCACACACACACACACACACACUAUAUUGUACUGUGAGAUCUAACCGAUUUCUUAACAUUGUGCCUUCUUCGUUAAUGUCCGUGCAGCAGAAUCCUGAGCUCAGUAUUAAGUCCUUUGCAGUUUUGUCUACUUGAAGGUUUUGUUUGUUGUGGCUGCAUCUCAGAUUUAACACAAUGGGAAUUAUAAGGGAGUCUUUUUGAUUUGUUGUAACCCAAAUGGAGUUACUUAUAAGCUAUGAUUCACAUUUGACAGCAGCUCCGUGUUUUUGUUCUUGUUUUUCCUCUGCAGUUCUUAGAUUACAGAAAUGGUCUCAUCACUGCCAGAGUCAUUUGCAGGGAAGAGCUUUUCUGUAUUUUUCAAGUGGCAGCUUUGGUUUAAAAAAAAAAAAAAAGACAGAAUGUUGAGUAGCUACUGUGCUGUUGCGGAAAAAUAAUUUCACCCUACAUACUCACCUUUGGCUGGAGGAGUUAAUCGGGAGGAGGUCGAGGGGAAGCUCGUGCAUUGUUUGUAGUUAAAAGAAAAUGUUGUCAUGCCAUAUAAAUUAUUUAUAUUCAAAAUUUAUUUUUGUAGUUUGUACAGAUGUUAGUAUUUAGACUGAAGUUCUAUUUUUAAAGAGUAAAUCUAUAUUAUAUAUAAAUAUA
Molecule: messenger RNA, 5395 nt
Organism: Syngnathus acus (greater pipefish)
Lineage: Eukaryota; Metazoa; Chordata; Actinopteri; Syngnathiformes; Syngnathidae
Gene: ptch2
Product: patched 2
Exons: 23
Coding region: 1-4356 (1451 amino acids)
Biological process (GO): smoothened signaling pathway
Cellular component (GO): plasma membrane
Molecular function (GO): hedgehog family protein binding; hedgehog receptor activity; smoothened binding
Source: RefSeq, a predicted model, not a curated record